Paramacrobiotus metropolitanus is the source of this 2240-nucleotide messenger RNA. RefSeq lists its product as uncharacterized. NCBI's taxonomy places the organism in Eukaryota, Metazoa, Tardigrada, Eutardigrada, Parachela, Macrobiotidae. The coding region runs from base 841 to 1989 and encodes 382 amino acids. The transcript has 5 exons. The record is from RefSeq and is a predicted model, not a curated record. Gene Ontology annotation, molecular function: protein binding.
CACGUUUCUUCUUCAGUACUCUGAGUUUCAAAAACCUACGUGCUUUUUCCAUUGCAGACGCAGUUAAUUUGCAAAAUUGCAGAUGCCAGAUUUCGUCGUGAUUCGUAAUUCUUCCCCGCCAUUGCUUCUGAAGGACGGCUCCUUUAUUUUUCCACUACGCUAGAGUCGGUUAAACACCAUGAACGCAACAUCUCUCUACCUUCGCCAGCUGUACUCAGGUUCGCGGGAGAUAAACUACGGUAAUACGGUGUUGGCGCAGCGCGACAAUGGCCAUUGGUGGCUGGGAUACGUGCAAGACAUUGAGGGUGAUGAUUUCUUUGUGGACUUCGACGCCAGCACCGUCCGCGCCCAAUGGAUCCAUUCCAGCCAUCUGUGGCCUCACCGCUUCUUGAAGAGCCAUCAGGAGGACCUUUCGGUCCAUGUGGCGCUGCGUGAGGAGAACGGCGGACCGAUGGUGUUUCGACCGGGCACCCUGACGGUGGAGGUGUAUGGCAUGUUUUCUAUGGUGCGUCUGGAGAAUCCAGCCGGCUUCCGCAUCGUGCAUCGCUGUCGGAUCAUUGAACGUCUGCCGGUCAAAAACCGUAGUUUCUUCUCCGGUACCGACCGAUUCCGGUACAUCAAACAUGUUAUCCCUUUCGAGGAGGCACACUUGUUGCACAAUGUAGAUUUCCUGCCAUCGUUCCUGACGAAAACGUGCCGAGUGAAAUCCCGAAGAGGGGAUCGGGUGUGUAAAGCUCCUUGUGAAGUGCAGAUGGCCGUUGGGUUGGACUGUUCAACCUUCGAGUGCAAGUGUGGCAGGAUCAGUCCCGUCGAGUUUGACAUCGGUUGUCGGGCAUUUGCAUGCGCGUGGCAGGGGAUACGGUGACGGCAAUUUGUGCGGAAAUCCAGGGUGGCAUCGCUGGGCGAUGGAUAUUCUGGGACGCCGAGGCACUCAUGAAAAGUUGUCGCAUGUAUCUCCGGGCGCAAUUGAUUUGGGGUACAUACAACAGUAGCGUUGGGGGUUGUGGAAUGGGCGUUUUUCAAGAUGAAGAAGAAACGACCAUCAAUAACCUUGUGCCACCGAUCCUGGCGUGCAUUCUACUGAGUCUAGAUGUGAGCACCCAGUUCUGCACGAGCCGAGUGUGCGCGUUAUGGCGGCUCAUUUUGCGCGAAUACAAUGCCAAGCGACACGUCGUCUUUGAUGUCAGCCAAAUCUGCGUCAAACGCCACUGGGAGAAGGCGCUGACCCCCGUUGGAUUCGACUAUCUCAGCAUAUACAAACUGGUGGCCACGCUGGAUAGAAAUAUUACUUCGCAGACGCGGUCUGUGGCGCUGAUCGACGAGGGACGGUAUUAUGAUAACCCGAAUGACUUUUUUCUCAAACUGAUCUUGAUCGACGACAUCCUGACCGCGAAGGGCCUGAAACUGCCGCUGUUCAUCGCCAAGAACGGGUAUGAUUGUGUGCACCGGUCAUGCACUUCAUUUCUGUAUCUGCAGUGGAAUGGCGCGGAGAACUACAGCUGCUGCACGGUAGAGUGGUUGAUGCGUGUGUGCCAGCAUCUGGUGCUGCUCAACUACACAGCGUCGGAUCGGAAAGGCGAUGAGUCGCAUGUUAACAUGUUCCGCACGGCUUUUGAUUCACCGUGGCCCGAAUUCGAUGCAGAGAUUGUGCGCUAUAAAUCCGAUGCCCAGCUGAACGUGGUUAUUCCCGUACUGCGCUUCCGGUCGACGGAAGCGGCCGCCGAACGCCGCCAACGCUUUUUAGCCACUGUGAACAAGCACUGUCCGGUCGUCUCUCAGCAGGUGUAUGAAAAGGUAGCCGCGGCACACGCGCGCUGGGUGGAGACGUUGGUGUAUCCGGAUGAAUGGAGCGACAUUCGCCGAUUUCUCCAGCUGUUCAGUGAUCCUCCAGAGGCACAGCAAUGGGAGGAAGUGGAUUUGAAGGAACUGGACGUUGCUACGCUGAGUAGGUUGGCCCUGCAUCUGCUGGACGGGUAUUACAAAGACUGAAAUGCUAAAUGAGUGUGAGGGUAUUGUCCAUCGACGGUGACCUCGUAUGUCGCGUUUCUUUGUGGUUUGGUUCAGCGUGUACAAAUUGGUGGUCAGUGGUCACGCUGAAUAGGAAUAUUACUCCACAAAGGGUCGCAUUACUGAUUACUUCGGUUCUACUAUCUGCAUUUGUCUGUACAGAAGUUAGUCUUUAUUUACCGGUGCUUUACGUGAUUCGAAACAGUUAGUCGAAUAAAGCAAGCGCAAAGUUU